AUGUCGUCGGAGUCGCGCGACGAGGAUCCACCCCCAUUAGCCACAAAAGCAUCGGCAUCAUGUGCUAACGCCAUUGUCGCACAAAUAACUGUACAUUCGCAAGAAUUGCAGCGAGACGGAGAAACGGUAGCGCAAUGGAUGCCGAGAGAUUCAAGAACUUACCGGCUUUUAACGCAUGGACACGAAGUGCGAGGAUUGCGUGUACUUAGAUAUGGCGGUGAAGCAGAAAAUAGGCUAAAGGUUCCGCCAAAGAUAAAACUAAUAGAUAUGUGGCUAAAAGAAAGUGGGCACAUGUUUCGGGCACUUGGCAGGAAAUGA
Messenger RNA from Necator americanus (New World hookworm), 318 nucleotides. RefSeq lists its product as uncharacterized. The coding region runs from base 1 to 318 and encodes 105 amino acids. The transcript has a single exon. NCBI's taxonomy places the organism in Eukaryota, Metazoa, Nematoda, Chromadorea, Rhabditida, Ancylostomatidae. The record is from RefSeq and is a predicted model, not a curated record.